This is a messenger RNA of Aspergillus calidoustus, 1761 nucleotides long. The record is from the annotation of a GenBank genome assembly. Lineage: Eukaryota; Fungi; Ascomycota; Eurotiomycetes; Eurotiales; Aspergillaceae.
AUGUCGAUCGAGCUGGACUCGUUUGUUUUAGCGGGGCAAGAGUCAGACUUGGACUCCGAAUUCCAGCUAGAGUUGGAGCCAGAGACAAACAUGGACGCGGAUAAAGAAGUCAGGCAGCGGCUGCUGGACGGCCGAGAGUCUUCCUCCUACACAGAUCUGUCCUACAGUCGAGCCAGCAAAGAUACUUCGCUCUUGGUGCUUGAGCUGGAUGAUGAUGUCCCUAGCCAGCAGAAUCCGUUUCUUGAUCCUGAGGUCGCCGAGCGGUAUGCGCAGAUCUAUGAGGAUGCCGAGUAUGAAUGUCGACAUGCGUUUGAUCCCAAGUUGACGUGGACGCGGGAAGAGGAGAAGGCUAUUGUUCGCAAGAUCGAUUGGCAUGUUUGUUUAUGGGCGUGUGUCAUGUUCUUUGGCCUCCAGGUCGACCGGGGAAACCUCAUCCAGGCGGUUUCUGAUAACAUGCUGGACGACCUGGGCCUGUCUACGAACGAUUACAACACCGGCAACAUCAUCUUCUACAUCUCGUUCCUCAUGUCGGAAUUACCCUCGCAGCUCGUCUCCAAGGCAGUCGGGCCUGACCGCUGGAUCCCAAUCCAGAUCUCCCUUUGGUCAAUCGUGGCAACCAGCCAGUCUGCUUUGCAGGGGCGACGCUCGUUCUUCUUGACAAGAUCCCUUCUCGGCAUCCUCGAGGGUGGAUUCAUCCCUGAUAUCGUGCUGUGGCUUUCGUACUUUUACACCAGCCGCGAGCUGCCUACUCGGCUAAGCCUCUUCUGGACAACCCUCUCCGUGACAGAGAUAUUCGGCUCGUUCCUCGCAUUCGGCGUCCUGCACAUGCGCGGCGUCCUCGGCUGGGGCGGAUGGCGAUGGCUCUUUCUCAUCGAGGGUUCUCUCACGCUACUCAUCGGCCUGGCCUCGUUCUUCAAAAUGCCAGCUUCUGCCGUGGAGACAAAGACCUGGUUCCGUCCAAAGGGCUGGUUCUCGGAUCGCGAGGUGGGAAUCGUCGUUAAUCGUGUUCUUCGCGAUGAUCCGUCGAAAGGCGACAUGCACAAUCGCCAAGCGAUCACCCUCUCCCGACUCUGGAGCGCACUGAGCGACUACGACCUGUGGCCAAUCUACCUCCUCGGCCUGUUGGUCUACACACCCAUGGUCCCCAUCAGAACAUACAUAACCCUAACGCUGAAAGGCGUGGGCUUUGACACGUUCGUCACAAACCUCCUCAUAAUUCCCUACAACAUAACCCACAUCCUCAUGCUCAACGGACUCACGCACCUAAGUGAGCGGCUGAACGAGCGCUCUCUCGUCUCAAUGAUACAACCGCUCUGGGUGCUCCCCUGUAUCCUCACGCUGCGCUUCUGGUCCGGGGCUAUGGUCGAUGCGUGGGGCACGUACAGUAUCAUGACGGUGCUGCUGUCGUACCCGUACGCCCAUGCGAUCUUGGUCGGGUGGACGUCGAAGAAUUCGAAUAAUGUGGGAACCAGGACAGUUUCGGCGGCGGUUUAUAAUAUGAGCGUCCAAAUGGGUAACGUCAUCGGCAACAACGUCUUUCGCGCGGAUGAUGCGCCACGGUAUACGCGCGGCUAUUCAGUACUGCUGGGUCUGAAUCUUCUGGGUAUUGCGCUGUUCCUCGGGACCAAAGUGUACUAUAUCAAGCGGAACCAGUAUCGGGAUAGGGUCUGGGCGGGGAUGACGGAUGAGCAACGAGAGGAUUAUAUCAAGAAUAGCCCUGAUACAGGGAGCAAGAGGCUGGAUUUCCGGUUUGCGCAUUGA